AUGAGCACGCAGCAACCGGUUGAAGGCGCUAGCGGUGUGGAAGCCGCACAGCAGCAGCCUCCAAAGGCUCCGCGUAAUAAUCAGAACAAUAGUGGGCCCAGGACAUCGAAUCCCAAAAACCCAAGAAAUUCUAAUCAGAAAGCGUACACUGGCAGUCAGACAUCGCACACUGGGACCAACAAUCACAGGUACAACAAGAAUGGUGGCCAUUACAAAGGUAACAGAAGUAACAGCAACAACAACAGCGGGCUGCACGGCGAUAACGGCAUGAACAACGUGCAAUGGGGCUAUCAGUCAUAUAACAUGGCUGCCCAACCGCAGUACUAUCCAUCGUACGGAUACGGGUAUAUGCCAGCAAUGGCAGCGCAAGGCUAUGCUCCUGGAAGUCCAGUGGGACCUGCAGGAUCGCUAUCUCCAGCAGAUGGCGCUUCUGUGACACCUCUGGCUUCGAGCUCAACGCCUCCCGUGUCGAAAAAAAUCGAAAUCACAAACAGAUCUGGCGAACACGUCGAUCUUAAUGCCAUCCACAGUCAGCAUAUUUCUUCUGGAGCACCUCCUAUGGCGGCACCGGAGUCGCCAAAGAAGGAAGUUGUUAAGGCAGCAGAGCCUAUCGCUUCCGAACAGUCCCCAGCUGCUGAACCAGUUCCACCAGUUGAAACCCCUAAGGAGGCAUCUGCCGAUGAGCAAUUGAAAAUGAGUUUUCUCGAACAAGUGCGGCUGAGAAAAGCUAUGCGCGCUCAAAAGAAGACCGAGGAAAGUGCACCAGUUCCAUCUCAACCAGCUCAAGGAUCUCCGGAAGCUGCUUCUGAACCAACUCCCAGCGAAGUGCCCGCUGAAUCAACCGAGAAGGAGGAAGUUGUAUCAGAAGUUGCCCCAGAGACUCAAACUGAAGUAGUAACACAACCUGCUCAAACUGAGGAGGAGACCAAGCCCGAGCCAGUUGAACAGGCGCAGAAGCUGCCUGCAGAAACGGCGAAGCCUCUCACGUUUGCCGAGAAAUUGCGUUUGAAGAACAAAAUUCCACAAAAAAGUGAGAGUACGACAACUGAUGAACCAAAGAGUGCGGCAGCAGAGGAAAUUUCAAAAGUUGAGGAACCUUCAAAGACUGAAGAGGCUGCCAAGGCUGUAGAAAACGUGAAGGGUGAUGGCGAAGAAUCGAAAGCUGAGGUCGAAGAACCAAAAGUUGAGGUCGAAGAGCCUAAAGCUGAGGAUAACGAAGAGUCGAUCGCUGCUGAUGUAAACGUUUCUGAAGAUGCUGAACAGGACAACGCCGAAGCGAAAGGCGAAACUUCGGUUGAUGAGGAGGCGAAAAAUGCGGAGGCUCAAGGUGACGCGGACGUUGACGACGGUAGAAUGACGAUGACCGAACUGCUUCAAAGAUUGCAAGCGAUUGACGCUGUAGAGGACGCCUAUUCUUUCGAAUAUCCUGAGGGAGUCGAAGCUCCUGAUGCUAGACAUAAGAAAGAAACUAUCAAGUACACAUACGGCCCAGCUUUCUUGUUGCAAUUUCAAGACAAGGUGAACAUCCGUCCAGACGCAGAAUGGAAACAAAACGUUGCAUCUAAGAUUGUCAUUCCACCCGGAACUGUAAGACAGGUUGGUAGACCUCGUGGAGACUCUAAAUUUGGCCCUGGCGCUAAUUUCAAGAAGAGUGGUUCUAUGAGAGGAAUGGAAGGCAGAUCCAACUCGAGAAACAAUUCAAAAAGAAAGUCCAAGAGAAUGGGCGAUGAUCGCAAAUCUAACAGAGCAUACACAUCAAGAAAGGAUCGUGAAAAGAUGGCCGAAGAGGAAGCCCAGAGAGUGGAAGAAGAAGUGGCUCCACUUGUUCCUAGUGCCAACAGAUGGGUUCCAAAGUCCAAACAAAAGAAGGCUGAAAAGAAGCUUGCGCCUGACGGUGUCACUGAACUAAUCGAAAAGGAUGAGGCCGAAAGAAAAAUGAAGUCCCUACUGAAUAAAUUGACCCUCGAAAAAUUUGAUCCUAUUUCUGAAGAAAUCAUCAAGAUCGCUGAUCAAUCCAAAUGGGAGACCGAUUGUCUAACUUUGAAGGUUGUUAUUGAGGAGAUUUUCCGCAAAGCGUGUGACGAGCCACAUUGGUCUUCAAUGUAUGCGCAGUUGUGCGGUAAGGUUGUUAAGGACAUGGAUACUGAAAUCCAAGAGGAAGGCGUUGAUGGUAAGACUGGUCCUAAGUUGGUUUUGCAUUACUUGGUUGACAGAUGUCACGCCGAGUUCCAAAAGGGCUGGACCGAUAAACUACCUACGAAGGAGGACGGCUCUCCAUUGGAGCCAGAAAUGAUGUCUGACGAAUAUUACCAGAUGGCUGCUGCCAAGAGAAGAGGUUUGGGUUUGGUGAGAUUGAUUGGUUUCCUAUACCGUUCUCAUCUGUUGACGGCUAAGAUGAUGUUUGAAUGUUUCCGGAGACUAAUGAAGGAUUUGUCUGAUAGCCCCUCAGAGGAAACUUUGGAAUCUGUGCUGGAAUUACUAAGUACCGUAGGCGAACAGUUCGAAGGCGAUCGUAUGACCCAACAAAACGGUGUCCUUGAGGGUGCCACUGUGUUGGAUCAAUUGUUUUAUAUGCUUGACAAGAUCGUUGAAGCCGACGAAAUCUCGAGCAGAAUCAAGUUCAAGUUGAAGGACAUGAUAGAACUAAGGGAAGUCAAGAACUGGAAUAGCAUCAAGAGAGACGAGGGUCCAAAGACCAUUCAACAGAUUCACGAUGAAGAAGCCGCAAAGAAGGCUAUGGAAGAAAGGGAGCGUAGAUACAAGGGCAACUCGAGGUCCAGCUCCAGAAGAACCAACUCCAACAUCAUGAUGGGUACGAGAAGUAACUCCAGAAGGGAACCUGCCCCAGUCUCCAAGGACAGCUUCAUAUCCACGCGCUCUUCCUCUUUGAGACAUGUUCAGAGCGCUGCCAAAGAAGACGCUCCUCAACAAAAAACCUCUGUAAACAUGUUUGAUGCAUUGAUGGGUGCUGAAUCUGAUGACGAUGAAUAA
Lachancea lanzarotensis is the source of this 2991-nucleotide messenger RNA. RefSeq names its product LALA0S08e06502g1_1. Lineage: Eukaryota; Fungi; Ascomycota; Saccharomycetes; Saccharomycetales; Saccharomycetaceae. The coding region runs from base 1 to 2991 and encodes 996 amino acids. Gene Ontology annotation, molecular function: mRNA binding; protein binding; translation initiation factor activity. The transcript has a single exon. Gene Ontology annotation, cellular component: eukaryotic translation initiation factor 4F complex. The record is from RefSeq and is a predicted model, not a curated record.